UCGCUCGUCGUUUAUCGCGUCUAGUGUGCCAGAACCAUUACUUAUAUGCUACUCAUUAAUAUGGAUAUUUGGACAUGCGGAUCGUGUUUCGAUAAGUAGAUGAUUUCUGCGGUUUUGAGAAAAUCUCAACGUACCUGUUGUCGAGAAAAGGAAAGGAAUAUUGUGUUUUGACUAAGAUUUGUAUAUAUAAUUGAAAUUUUAAAAAAAGGAGAAACACUUUGCUCUUGUUGAACGAGAUGCAAAACAUGAAAUUCAGUGAAAUCUAACGACCGAGUAGUACUUGUAUAAUAGUUUAAUAUUAAAAGGAUGAAUUCGAUACACGAUGCGGAUAAUGUGGACGAUGUGAAUAGUACGGCCGGACCAAGUCUCGAAAGUGCUUUAUGUAUUUUAUUUGUAAGAUACAUUAGAGGAUGCGACUAUACGUGUAUAUGCUUUGUAACAUAAGUGAAUAACACGACAUGCAAGCCGCCAGUCCUCAUACUCGCUUUUCAUCAAAACGAAUAGAGCUUUGAGAAUUUUGUUGUUGAGCGUGGUAAAACUUCCGCUUUAUUUUUCUUUCGUAUCGUAUCGUAUCGUAUCGUAUCGAAUCGAAUCGAAUCGAAUCGGAAAGUAUAAUUUGUACCCGCGCUGUUACAACGCGAUAGCACGAUUAGAAAAAGAAAUUUUCUUUCAACCGUACGAAAGGCUAAUUAUGUCCUGUGACGCGGAAUCCGUUAUGCAUUCGUUGUUCAAGAAUGAAGAAGUUUUAGAAAAAUCUGUGGUUGAGGUGGUGGAUUCUCGUUCAAACAUCAGUCUUAUACAAACGGUAAUAUCGCAAAAACACUCAAAACACGUCACUAUAAAAUACGACAACAUAUCGACAUCGACUGAUAAGGAUGAAAACUAUCAUCUUUCAGUGCCUACGGUUGGAAAUGUGGAAACGGAAGAAAAUGAAGACGACAAGAUAAUAUCGAUUAUCGAUAAGAAAAUGCGAAAUAAUUCCAAGGAGAAAAAAUAUAUAUGUUGUGGAAAGCUUAGUUAUUUGGAGGUCUUGAAUCAAGUAUUUAAAUCCCAAGAUUCGUCAGAAAAUUCAAAUCGAUCGAGAAGCAAGAAAGUAACACUUUCUUUACUCGAUACGUUCAUCUCCACGAGUAUCGUUGCUCCUUUAACAAUCGGCUUUUGGAGAGGUGUAUGGACAAGCAUGGAUCAUCAUUCGGAAUUGUUUCCCAGCUGGUUUUGUUUUAUAUUCGGUGCAGCUUUGCACAUAGCGUACACCGUUUUCAAAGAUCAACUUCACAACGUCUAUGUGAAGAAGUGGGCGAAAUCAAGUUGGCGAAAACGACUGUCAUAUCGAAUGUUACGAAUCCUAUAUACUUACACCUUUGGAGUGGCAUGUAUCGCGCAUUGGCGAGGUGGCUGGAUCAUCAUUGAUAAUUAUCUAUUUAUGCACAUGUGGAUAAUGAUGUCUUUGACAUGUUCGCUAUUGAUGUGUUUGGCGAUUUUACGUUCUGUUCGAAACUUGAUAGCCACUCCAUUGAUAAUCUUCAUUGACACGCCGAGUUACAUUUUUCAGUUUCCUACUAGAUAUAACAUGGACUGGAUUAAGGUAUUUUGAGGCUCGAGGCUAUUGACUCCAUUGAGGCCCUUUGACGAAAAUGAAAAAUAUUCUUGAAUAGCUCGGGUGAGACCCUCUAACAAACGGGGCUAUAGUCCCCCUUAGCCCCCCUCCCUCCUUAAUCCGGGCUCGAUCUGUCACGUUUGUUAAUAUAAGGACAAUACAUAUAACAUUUACAUGUCUAAUUAUAGUUAUAUAUGAAUGUAAUUAUAAUUAUAAGCGUUUAUACAAAUACGUUUGUGUGAAAAGAGGCCAAUGUACGAUUAAAUUAGGCACUUGUUUGGAAUUUAAAUGAUUGGACUUCAUUGAACAUCGUACAAACUGAGAGCUGCUUAUAAUAUAAUCUAUGUGAAGUGUCGAUUAACACACAGGCUGCUACAAAUAUGUGAAUCUCAGAGGGGUUUGUUUAUCGAGUCUUGGAAAUUUUGCGUUUCGAAUUUAUUUUUCUGGCCUUAUUUUCUUAUAUGUUUUUGUAGACUUACUCUUACGUCAAUUCGACAACAGUCAAUUGUAUGCACUUCGUGACAGUCGCUUCUUCUUCUUCUUCUUCUUCUUCUGGAGUCGAGCCGACCCUGUACUCAAUUGCCAAAUGGUAUUUAACGAUUAUAUGGUACAUGGAGCGUACUCGUACGCGCUUGUUUAAUUUUAAGUUUGUUAUCUUGAUUAAUCAAUUCAUAUAUGGGAAAAUAAAAUACUUGUAUUUCCUACCAUACUUUCUCGAUCGUAACGUUGUAGUACAAACGCGUACUCGGAUUGUGAUAUAAACUUGAUUGUGUCGCUUUAUUUUGGCGAAGCAGCCGUCUCUCUAUAUGCGACGUCACGAGUACGAUGAGAGUAACAAUAGGAUUACUCGUUUGUUUUCUACAGGUUGUAAAAGAGAUUUCUUUUUUAAACGUUAUCACAAGAGUCAUCUCGAACGACGCUGAGGAAGAUUUAGUCGUUUUUAAAAGUCAGUCGUUCUUAUCGAAUUUUUGCGUAGCUAUCGUAUUAGACUGAUAAAAUCAUAGUUCGUUCAAUAAUUGCGCAAAUAUAUUUUACGUUUACUUUGAUUUUAUUCCUUAAUGUGCAAUCGAGCAUAUAUUUUUCCCGAUCCUUCUUUAUUCUCCAAUUCAAUUAUGAAUCGUUGAAUCGUUUCUUUAGUAUUACUUACUUAAAAUUUUUUAACUAAAUACAAACAAAAUUUGUUGCAUAUUUUAAAAGUUUAUUCUUUAUAUUUACAUCAAAGGGUAUUUUAAAACGAUUAAAAAUUAUGAAAGAAAAAAAAUGCAAAGAAAUAAAUAAUUGCAAUAUAACAGAAAGCAAUUGUUGCUAGAUUGUAAAUAGAAAGACCAUAACGAUGUUGCAUUGGUUUUCCCCGGAAGUUUAUGAAAUGAUCUUACCGAUUAUCGUGCAUUGAUAAUAGAAAGAUACGCAGGCGCUAUGAUUGCAUAUAGACGCAAAAUCAACGUUCCUUAUCUACAAAAGAAGUGUUAUCCGUUUUUUUAUCGUAUUUGACACAAAUUAUCAAUCGUUUGUAACAAUCGUUUAAUACGCAAGUAGUGAUUUUAUCUAUGAAAUUUAGACGCAACUGUUACUUCUUUAUCAAAAGUUUUCGAUAACGAAUUACAAGUAUCAUUGCUAAAUAUAAGGAAAGAUAAAGAAAGAAGAAAGUAAUUCAUCGUAUAGCAGAAGAUUUUUAAUUAAUCUAACUGACUGUUUUCUGUAUUUGAACACAUACAUAUAUGCUAACGAGUCAGACUUGUUAUGUAGUCUUACAGUGGAUUAAUAUAUUUAAGAUGUUUUCCAUUAUCUAUUUAUUGUUAGAAAACAAUAAUUACAAGAUAUAGAGAUGAAUAAUUUCAGAUAAACGUUUAUGAAGCAAAAUAUUCUAUAUAUAUUUUUUUUUCAAUAUCUUCCGUAUUAUACUUUGCAAUGAAUGAAUCUUCAUUUGACCCUGACGAAGCCCACGGGGACGAAUUAAGGGACGAAGAUGACAAGAUGUUGUAACCUAAGCUUGAUUGACAUACAAAAAGGAGUCGAUUAGCGAUUAUUUUGGCUAAAGCGUCAAUGGUUAAAUAAAUGAAUAUACAUCAAUGAUUAAAUGAAUGGAAGACAAGAAAAAGAAUAACAUCAAGGUGAUAAAAAAUUAUGCCAUUGUAGUUGAAUGAUUCUGCUCUGUCUCUACCGCAGUUUAAUGAUAAAAUAUAAGACUAUUCUUGUAAUCAUUUUUCCUUGACCGUCGACUGUCGUUAAUUUAACUUAAAAUGCAUCUUUUUAAACAUUCUCUUUUAUUCGUGGCAAAUAUAUAAACAUUCUUAUGUUUUCUUUCAGAUUUUUCUACCCGCAUGUUGAUCUCACGUUUGUCGCUUUCAACAGCAGCACGAUAUGCGUAAUUUGACAUCGCGUACUUACAUAGCAUUUCUUCCGUAAAGCAUAUUUGUAGUUUAGAGGAGAAAAAGGAAAAAAUAAACUACAUACAUAA
Molecule: messenger RNA, 4055 nt
Organism: Monomorium pharaonis (pharaoh ant)
Lineage: Eukaryota; Metazoa; Arthropoda; Insecta; Hymenoptera; Formicidae
Exons: 5
Coding region: 692-1594 (300 amino acids)
Biological process (GO): neuromuscular synaptic transmission; neuron-neuron synaptic transmission; clustering of voltage-gated calcium channels
Cellular component (GO): presynaptic membrane
Source: RefSeq, a predicted model, not a curated record